AUGGACGCAACCCGGCACGCCUUCGGCGUAAUCUUGGACGCAACCAUCGGGGCCCUCGCCAGAAAAGCCUUCGACAUGGGCAGAAGUGUGGGACGCUGUGACUGCCUACUCUGCAGGUGCAUCGUCAGGGUAGCCUUCGCCAUCGACGCUUUCAUGGACGCAACCGUGGGAGCACUCGUGCGCGCAGAGAUCAGAUUCAUCAUCAGGUACCUCCGCUGGUUUCUCCCCCUGUUCCUCCGUUUGUUCUUCCGUGCACAAGCCUGGGCUCGGCAGCCCUGGGACUGGCAGGGCACUAAGCGCAAAGCGGAGGUCAUGAUCGCGAUGGUGAAGCAAGAGAAGCACAACGGCGAUCAGGAUAUCUGGCGCGAGCAGCUGGAGGCGGCGAUUAAGAAGACGGACACAAAGCGUGAGGCGGAGGGUAAGGAUUCUUCGAACUUGAAGUACGAAGUGAAGUUCUGA
Molecule: messenger RNA, 459 nt
Organism: Paraphaeosphaeria sporulosa
Lineage: Eukaryota; Fungi; Ascomycota; Dothideomycetes; Pleosporales; Didymosphaeriaceae
Exons: 2
Coding region: 1-459 (152 amino acids)
Source: RefSeq, a predicted model, not a curated record